AUGGGAUGGACCCAAAGCAGAGCCCUACUGGCACUGCAUGGCAGCCUACGGUGGUCGUGGAAGUCACCCUAUUGGAGAACAACAGCAAAGUUGCGGCGAGACAUCCAUCUAUGGCUUGGACCCGCCAGAGGUCACAUCACCACCUCAGCCUUGGAGUCGACGAGUGGAUAUAUUGUUCAAGCUGCAAUAGAGAAAGCAUCUCAAGGGGGAAAGUGUCGCCAUAGCCGUCAAAGUGAACCUGACCCACCCAAAGCCCCCUACGACAUAGUAUUAAGACUAACAUUGAGCGCUCCAUCCUCUAUAGUAUGUCGGCACCCUAAGUGGCUUAACUUCAACAGCCAAGUUGAGGCGGCCUAUAAUGCCCAGGCCCUGACCCGCAGCACUACGGCCCCUUAUAGCCCCAGCCCGCACCUAAUAAAUCCCGAAAUUGUCCAUGUCGGGGAUGAACACGGCCUCCAGGCCGCUUCCAACAGGCCAUUGGCCAAGUACUUGGAGGCCCAGGGUGUAAACAUAUGUUUCGGUGACUUUAAGUGCGCGGGGCUAGUAUAUGUACAACAACGUCCCAGACGUUAUUGGCUUGACCACAAUACGAGGUCAACCAGAGCUAAGGUUGGUGGGGAAAUAAAGGUUCCCUGGGUCUGGGCGCAUUCACUGGCGGGUGCGUACAACUACCCCGACAAGCUGCGCCGUAUACUGGCUCAGCCCCUUCCGUAUAUGCAGGAGCUUGGUUCUGCCUUCGGCUUCCUAAGCAACCAUAAGGAAACUAUUUUCCUUAGACAGACUCAGCUUCCAAAAGGUACAUGGCACGUGGAGUACUCACCAGUGUCACACUGGUAUGACGUCUACCGGCCCUCGGCCCAUGUUUCAAUGAAACAACCCAUAUUCUAUGUGGCCAAACUUGCAAGUAGGCAAGGGCCAGUAGAUAACCAAACCCCGAGGCUACGAUAG
This is a messenger RNA of Penicillium egyptiacum, 948 nucleotides long. The record is from the annotation of a GenBank genome assembly. NCBI's taxonomy places the organism in Eukaryota, Fungi, Ascomycota, Eurotiomycetes, Eurotiales, Aspergillaceae.